Molecule: messenger RNA, 588 nt
Organism: Neurospora tetraspora
Lineage: Eukaryota; Fungi; Ascomycota; Sordariomycetes; Sordariales; Sordariaceae
Exons: 1
Coding region: 94-411 (105 amino acids)
Source: RefSeq, a predicted model, not a curated record
CUUGUUUUUUCUGCGGUGGACAGAAAGUCUGUUUAGAGAAACGGAGGUCGGGAAAGAAACGGAGUGGUGUUUAGAGAGCGUUGUUUCUGCUGAAUGAUACCACUUCCCGUUGUACAUCUUUUGAAGUUCUCGAAACUGGGGUUGGCAAGUGGAAUUUCGGCUGUUUUCUUGGGGGUUUUUUUUUUCUUCUUUUCUUUUUCUCAGGGUCAUGAUGGAGUUGACGAAAAGACAUGGAUGAAUGACAUAAAUGAUGGGAUACGAACAUAUUUUUUUAGAACUUUACUCGGGUCAAGAGCCCUGCUUUGUGCUAUAUUGCGCGACUUUGGAAGAGGUCCUGGCGCGCAAAGACAAAUACGUUUUUACAUACACUCUGGAACACAUGUACAUACGGACGGAGUGGAAAAGGAAUGAGCUGUCUUGAUCAAGAAAUUUGCUUGGUAGAGCAGCUUUCAUUCUUGCAGCCGCGCUUAUCUCGGUUGCUUGGGAGGAGAGAAAUACAAAUAAAUGAUGGUUGAGACACACCAAACACACACAUUUGUGCACUUUUGCAGUGAGAUGGUGUCUGGUGAUAGUUGCAUGGCACCAAUG